Messenger RNA from Arabis nemorensis, 369 nucleotides. The record is from the annotation of a GenBank genome assembly. Lineage: Eukaryota; Viridiplantae; Streptophyta; Magnoliopsida; Brassicales; Brassicaceae.
AUGUGUAAAAAAAAUGUGCAGCCUUUUCUUAAGGCGUGGGAAAGUGUGUGCAAAGGAGGAAGUAGAGGCAAGCUUCUAGUGUCUCCAGGGAAAACCUUUAUAUGCUUAAACCUCUUGCUUUCGUCGGUCCAUGCAAGUCUCCCUCCAAUCUCCAUCUCUUUAACGAUACGAGGUAAUCUUGUGGCACCGAGUUACACUUGGCCUGUGGGAAGAUACCCAACAUGGAUUAGUUUUGACAGUAUCAACGGUAGAGUUGUCUCCGGAGGCGGCACCAUCGACGGUCGUGGUUCUUUGUGGUGGGGCAAAGGUCAUACUCGCCCCUUCGUAAGUCCCAUUUGCAAGAUCCUUACACUCAUAUAUGAACUUUGA